AUGUUCAAAUUACUGGUUUUAAUAUUAUACAUAGGCUUUAAUUAUUGUUUAGUUGAAGGCGAAAGAAGUAUUCCGACCGUAAUAACGACAUGGUCAUUCACAAAUGCUUCAGAAAAAGCAUGGGAAGUCCUUAAGAAUGGAGGCAAAGCCUUAGAUGCUGUAGAACAAGGUGGCAUAGUAUGUGAAAACGAGCAAUGUGAUCGGACAGUGGGAUAUGGAGGAAGUCCUGAUGAAGAUGGGGAGACAACACUAGAUGCCUUUAUAAUGGAUGGGAAAACAAUGAAUGUUGGUGCAGUGGCAGCUCUACGGAGGAUAAAAAGUGCAAUAUCAGUUGCUCGACAUGUUAUGGAGUACACAAAACAUUCAUUCCUGGCUGGAGAAUUGGCUACAAAGUUUGCUGUUGAAAUGGGAUUCAAGGAAGAAUCUCUUUCUACUGAUGAAUCUAUGGAAUUAUGGUCAAAAUGGCGGUUUCAAAAACAAUGCCAACCCAAUUUUCGGAAGAAUGUGAAACCAGAUCCACGUAAACAUUGUGGGCCUUAUCAUAAAAAGAGGAAUUUUAUUGAUUACAUACAUCCUGAAGUGUUUGUAGUUGACCGAUAUAAUCAUGACACUAUCGGUAUGGUUGCUGUGGACAGUGAAGGAGAUGUAGCAGCUGGUACUUCUACUAAUGGUGCUAAGUUCAAAAUACCUGGAAGAGUAGGCGACUCUCCCAUUCCCGGUGCAGGGGCUUACGCUGACAAUACAGUAGGGGGAGCGGCAGCUACUGGUGACGGCGACACCAUGAUGAGGUUUCUACCUAGUUUCUUAGCUGUAGAGGAAAUGCGUCGAGGGGCAUCACCAACGGAUGCCGCGAAAACUGCAAUCAAAAGAAUCUCAGCACAUCAUCCUGAUUUCAUGGGUGCUGUAAUAGCUUUAACCAAAAAUGGCCAAUACGGGGCCGCGUGUAAUGGUAUCGAAACGUUUCCAUUCGUUGUGCAAGAUAAAACACGAAAAACAUUUGAAGUUGUUACUAUUAAAUGUUGA
Spodoptera littoralis (African cotton leafworm) is the source of this 1023-nucleotide messenger RNA. The record is from the annotation of a GenBank genome assembly. Lineage: Eukaryota; Metazoa; Arthropoda; Insecta; Lepidoptera; Noctuidae.